AUGGGCCAAACUGUAUCAGCAGAAAGGUCUCUUCCCCACACAAUUUCGAUUCCUGGUCAUGGACUUUUGACUGGUUAUCUGCUCAGAUCUUCAUCUGGAAAUAUCACCUCCUACCGGUAUGGAAACGUCCCUUAUGCGGUUCCCCAAGGUGCUUGUGGCCGAUUCAAGAAGCCUGUGCCAAUUCCUGGUAGCUAUGAUCUCACUGGCGAUUAUUACGACUUAGGACUCAAAUGUCCACAGCCAGCAGUUGAGAAUCCGGUGUUCAAUUAUGUCAAGUCACCCAGCACUGAAGACGUUCAGUACGUGAACAUUUGGGUGCCUUCCUCGGACAAGUAUAAGCCUGCUGCUGGAUGGCCCGUGCUUGUGUACAUCCAUGGAGGCUGGUUGCAAUACGGUACGCCUAGUCUGGAGAUCUUCAACAUCUCCGACUUGCACGACGACGAAGAGUUGCAGAAGAAGUUCAUUCUUGUUUCUGUUGGUUAUAGACUCAAUAUUUUUGGGUUUUUGUCGAGCAAGGAACUCUUGGAGGAAGACGAAGAGUCGGCUAACUUUGGCUUCUGGGAUCAGAGACUUGCUCUUGAAUGGACAUACAAGUACAUCAAGUAUUUUGGAGGCAACCCUCAACAAAUUACCCUUGCUGGACUUUCUGCUGGAGCAUACUCGACUUUCUUCCAGCUUACGUAUGAGCUCUAUCACCCUGAGGUUCCACAGAUCAUUAAACAAGCUGUUUUGUUCUCGAACACUCCACUUUCGCAGCCAAAGACCAUUGACGAAUCCCAGGCCCAAUUUGACGAGGUAAUCGAUAAGUUGGGGAUAGAUAAGACGCUCAGUGGCCUGGAGAAGUUAAUAUCUCUCCGCAAACUCGACUCUGACUACCUUGAAGGCUUUAUUCCAUCGUUGCAACAGCACACUUUCCGUGCCGUUUCUGAUGGGAAGUUUGUGCCAUUCGGUUUCAUCAGAGAUCUCACGACAGGCGAGUACGCUCGUAAACUCACCAAAAAGCAGUUCAGAUUUAUUUCUGGCGAGGUCGAUAAUGAACAGUACACCUACUCGCUCAUGUAUUCACCGACCACGAUUGAGAACUUGAAGAUCCAGGUCAACAAUUACUACCCAGAAAAUGUGGCUAGAAAGCUUCUUGAAUUGUACGUUGAUGAGUCAUUGAAUGAGAAGGACCCAGACUUCAUCGAGAAAGUCACCUCAUUAUACGGAAAAAUUAUCUCUGACGGCCAAGUUUAUGUAUCUUCACGGGGUUUCCUCAAUCAACUAGUAAAGAAUGGAUUUCCUUUAUCGAGAAUUUUCCGUUAUCGAGUCAGCUAUCGUCCAAAAUGUGUUGACAAUCUCAUUGCCAAGGAGCAUAAGGUUCCACAUGGCGUAGAUACUUAUGUUUGGUUUUAUCCCCUUAGAGAAGGCUUUUCUGAGAAAGAAAGAACUAGUGUUCGGAAUUGGAUCCAGCCAUAUAUUGAGUUCCUAUCAUACGAAGAGGCUUUUGAUUGGGACAAUUCAGAUUUGAAGAAACUCAAAUACUUCAGGGAUGAUGGUGCCAUUGAAUACUUGGAAGAUUCAAGGUGGGAUUGGAGUAUUAAGGUAGCUGAUGCAGUGUAUGAGGUACAAUUGGAAUGA
Molecule: messenger RNA, 1620 nt
Organism: Sungouiella intermedia
Lineage: Eukaryota; Fungi; Ascomycota; Pichiomycetes; Serinales; Metschnikowiaceae
Source: the annotation of a GenBank genome assembly